Messenger RNA from Chroicocephalus ridibundus (black-headed gull), 2788 nucleotides. It is a transcript of the gene SAPCD2, whose product is annotated as suppressor APC domain containing 2. NCBI's taxonomy places the organism in Eukaryota, Metazoa, Chordata, Aves, Charadriiformes, Laridae. The transcript has 6 exons. The record is from RefSeq and is a predicted model, not a curated record. Bases 26 to 1057 code for a protein of 343 amino acids.
CUCGGGAGCGGCGGCGGCGGCGGCGAUGGCCCCGGAGCGCGGCGACCGGUCGCUCCCCCCCACCGGUACCGAGGGGCUCCCCCGGGUGUUCCUGCAGAGCCUGCGGACUCUUUUCGAUAUCCUGGAUGACCGGCGGCGGGGUUACGUGCACCUACGGGAGAUCGAGUCCCGCUGGCGGGGAGCCGAAGCCCGGGAGCUGCCCGCCGGGGUGAUGGAGGGGUUGCGGCGGGCGGCACCGGCCAGCGGGUACCUCACCUUCGAGCGGUUCGUCCUGGGGCUGCGCGCUGCCCUGCCCGGUGCCGACCCCCCGCUGGAGAGCGGCGGCGGGCGGCGGAGCGCGGAGAAGCCGCCGAACCCGCGGGGUGCUGAGGAGCGGCGGGGGAAGAGCGGCGGGCAGCGGGAGCCGGGGCACGGCCCGCACCGCGGCCGAGGCGGUGAUGCUAAGGCUGCUGCGCAGUCCCAGGGAGAUGGCAGCCAUCCAGGAGCUGGGGACACUCGGAGGCAUCAGAGGGGACGUGCAGAGCACCGCAGACACACCAUCACCAAUGGCGUGGACUUCAGCAUGCUGAAGCACAUGAAGGAGCUGGAGCAGGAGAAGGAUUUCCUGCUGCAGGGUCUGGAGCUGGUAGAGCGCGCCCGGGAGUGGUACCACCAGCACAUCCAGUUCAUGCAGGAACGCCAGAGGCUCCUGGGGAAGAACAAAACUAGUGCUGAAUUCCUCCCUGAGGGCAGCCAGAGCCACCUGGGAUGCCUGCUCCCCAAGCUGCAGGAGGUGAACCGCUGCCUGGGUGACCUGCUCUCCACCACCGGCAAGCCAGGGAACUCCUCCUCAGCCCUGAGCAAGCUGGUCCCUGUGGCGUCCCCAGCCUCAGCAGGCUCCCAGCAAGCCAUCAACAUGCUGAAGGAGCAAAACCGGCUUCUCACCAAGGAGGUGACUGACAAGAGCGAACGCAUCACCCAGUUGGAGCAGGAGAAGUCUGCGCUGAUCAAGCAGCUCUUCGAGGCUCGCGCCCGCAAUAACCAUGAGACGAGCCAGCUGGACUCUACCUUCAUCUAGCGCCUGUCUCCCCGCUCCCCGUCCUUGAGCUUCCCCGGGGGUUUCGUGGGACUCGUGCCCAAAACCCAUUGCACCCGUUACUCCAGGUGUCGUACCUCGACACCGGUGCUGCCGGUGGCAUCUCUGUGGGAGGGAGCCGGGAAGGCACUUCUCUGACCCCAUCUGGGGAGCAUCCCUGCGCUGCUCUGCUGCUGGGCUUUCCAGCCGUGCUGCUCUCAAGCUGCUCCUUUUCUGUCUCUAAAGGGACUGCAGGGACUGUACCCCCACCCUGUGAUCCCCAACGCCCGGGGGCAAACGGCCGCUGCCCGUGCUGCCUGCGUGGGGGGGCAGCUGCUGUGCCCUCGGCCUGCCUUAGGCUGAAUUUUGGCCACUCUUAGAAAAAGAUGAUGCAUCUUCAACGCUCCUGCUGGCAUCUCCAGGCAAGCCUGGCCGUUGAAGGGCGGCUUGUCCCGCUGUCAGAGGACAAGAUUGAAAAAUCCGAUGGGGCACGCCUGGCUGCGCUCUGCCGCCUGAGUUCUGACUGCCAGGGACUCUAUCCCGGGCUAGAGCAGUGCCCGAGCUGAUGCUCCUCCUGGAGUAAUCCCUCUUCCCAGUUUGUGGUAGUGAUGCCAUAGUCGCUGUUUACACGUCUGCAGGCUCCUGUAGUUAAUGAGCCAUAGACCCAAACGAGGUAGACGGUACCUCUGAGCUGCUGUUUCAGGUUGUUUGCAGGUUGAGGCUGACACCUCUGCAUCCCUUUAUUUGGCUUGGCCUGGCAAAUGUUUCUUUAUCACUGCCGGGUUUAUAAUGUUUUUUCGUGAUGACUUCAAAAGGAGAGGUGAUGUCCUACAGCGUGAGAAUGCUGACGCGAGCCUGACUUCACGGAUGGGCUUUAGGACAAGGCUUUGUAUUUAACUGGAUGUGGGCAACGGAGCGGAGGCUGAUGGGCUCUUUCCUUUGCACAUCCCCACGUGGAGAAAUGGCAGCUUCGCCUCUCCUGGUGGUGGGUGCCGGCUCCCCGGGGCGACAUCCUGAGUGCGAACUGCACCCCUCUGCAGGUCUCUUGGGGCAGUGGGGGUGGUCUGAGUGUGGGUCCUGUUAGACUGGAGCAUCUCAGAAUACCUCCUCCUUCCCGCCCAGCUCCGUGGUGCUUGGGCUGAGUGAUGUCUUCCACUGUAGCUCGGUACGUGGUGUUUAUGGUACUUUCCUAGGAGAUCCUUGUGAAUCCCCACGGAGCACAGGCCUGGCCCUCCAUAGCUCCAAGACCAGGACCUUUCUCCCCAGGGUUGUUUCGUGCUCUGACUCUCCCGGCACGACGCUGUGGCACGAUGCACUGAGCUGGGCAGAAGGUGCUGGACCUGCCCUGGGCUGGGCACCGUGCCGACCAGUUCCUUUCUCGCUCCUGUUUUUAUCUGUACAGUGCUGGCUGUCCUGUCCAGCUCCUGGCCUUGAGGUUGACCUUGACCUGAAGCUCGCUGCAAGGCGCAAGUCCCUGCUCUGCCCUUGUGCCUGCUGCCCUGUGUCGGAGUGGGGAUGGGCAGAGAGCCGGGGAGAGGGAGGAGGACGAGGAGCAAGGCCAUGGCUUGGCGUGUCCCCUGCCUGCAGGAGUAGGGUGUUAGGUGUUCCCUGGGCAUCGGUACUGCUGUCUCUUUUCAUGAUGCCACCUCUGGUGUCCGGUGCCUGUUCUGCCUGAGGUUUGAAUAAAAGUGACCCUCUUUAUGAGGAGAAUCACCUGUCUGUAGGGAUAAUAAA